AACAUCAAAAAUAAAAAAUAAUAUCUGAGUCAUCAUUUUCUUCAUAUAUUCUAAUAUAGCCUAGAGUGCCAAUCCGAACUCUCUGAUACUCCUGCCAGGCGCCGACGCGCGUGCUGAGGACUCAGCAUUCAAUAACAGAAAAAGCGUGAAUUACACGCCCAUUUGAGGGACCAGCAAAUCGUGAUCAUCUCCACUCCAUUAUCCAGCAUUUUCAAAGCAAGAAAAUGGAAACCUGAAAAUGAUGGCUACAAGAGCCAGCCGCAGUCCCAUCAGUGCUUGAUGACGAGGGAAACAAUGGUGGAUGCUCUGUUUGGUUACUGUUGAUGAGGGCAAGUUCUUGCUAAGCUAGCUAGAUAGGCCAUGAAGUAGAGUGAAACCAUGGACAACAAGUCUUGGCUUUGGAGGAAAAAAUCUUCACAAAAGACAAUCGUUGCAACAAACAAGUUUGGCAUUUCUGUUAAAGGAAUUGAUGAAGAGCUUCAAAUGGGGAAUGAAGUAGGAGCUGGUAGACCUGUAAGAAAUUUGAAUGAGAAGUUGGCUUCAGUGCUUCUUGAUUCUUCUGCCAAAGAUGAUCUUGUUAUCAAAAAAGAAAAGCUGUUGAAAGAAGACGUUGCAGGCCAGGAGGAGGCAGAAGUAGUGUGCCUGAGAAAAGAUCUAGAUGAAGCUUUAAAGGAAAGAUUAGCUGCAAAUGAAAAAUUAGCUAAUUCAGAUGCUGCACUGAAGGAAUGCAUGCAGCAACUGAGUUCUUUGCAAGAGGAACAGGAGCAAAAGAUACAAGAUGCUGUCAUAAAAGCAAAAAGUGAAUUUGAGAAGGCACAGGAAAAAUUAGAAGAUAAGUUGAGAGAGACAAGCCAAAAGCUUGCCAAUAUAGCUGUUGAGAACACAAAUUUGAGUAAGGCUAUUGUACUCAAAGAGAAAUUGGUGGAAGAACUGCAUAAACGUGCUUCUCAGACAGCAGCAGAAUUCGAUGCAUUAAUGGCUAGAUUAGAUACCACAGAAAAAGAGAAUACUUUUCUGAAGUAUGAGUUUCACAUGCUUGAGAAGGAGCUUGAGGUUCGCAACGAGGAAUUGGAAUACACACGUCGCUCUGCUGAAGCAUCACACAGGCAACACUUGGAAAGUGUUAAGAAAAUCUCAAAUUUAGAAGCAGAAUGCCAGAGACUCCGAAUACUAAUGCGUAAAAAACUUCCAGGUCCUGCUACUUUGACGAGGAUGAAGAAUGAAGUUGAGAUGCUAGGAAAGGAUCCGAUAGAGUUGAGGAGAAAGCCAAAUCCUACAAGAGAUUUGGUUCUCAGGGACACCACUGGGGAAAAAUCUUCUGAAAUUCCUGUUAAGAAUAUCAAUUUCCUGAUUGAGCAACUACGGGGUAUGGAAGAAGAAAAUAGAACUCUCAAGGAAAUACUGACCAAGAAGAAUACUGAACUCCGAUCUUCAAGGAUCAGGUAUUCACAAACAGCUUCCAAGUUGUCACAGGUUGAGACUCAGCUUAUAGAGCUUUCUGGCAGUCAGAAACAUAUGGAUUUGGCAAAGUGCAGUCCAGUAUCAAGUGAACUCUAUCCAAUUGCAGGUUUUGAUUUUGGCAGUGACGAUGGACUUAGCUCUUCUGGAUCAUGGGCUAAUGCUCUAAUGUCAGAACUGGAACAUUUCAGAGAUGCAAAACACAAGAGUCCAUCAGAUCGUAAGGCCUUUGAAGUUUCAGACAUUAGUUUAAUGGAUGAUUUUGUUGAGAUGGAGAAAUUAGCUGUAGUUUCUGCAAAAACACCUUCCAGAGGCAGUAAUCACUCUCUCUCAGCUGGUAAGGAACUAGUUCCAGUAGUUCAAGGUCAUUCUGGCUGUAAUGACAAAAGGGAGGUGCAUUCAAGAGAUGUUUCCACUGAUAAAUCCUUUGAUUGGCUUCAAGAGGUAUUGAAUGCAAUCUUUAAACAACAGCGUAUUUCAAAACAAAGUCUAACUGAACUUCUUGAUGACAUCAAAAUAGCUCUGGGUUAUAUAAAUAAUCCAGGUGUCUUUGAAGCAGAAACAACAACAAUGUCCAAGCAUUCGGUGGAAUCCAACAAUAGAAGUUGCAUUGCUUGGAAGUCUCCGAACAUAUCUUCAUUCAUUCAUCCAUUGAAUGAAGCUUCCAAUGCUGAAACCUCUGCUAGGGAAACAAGCAAAAAAGGUAGCCAAUUGAAUCUGAGCAAGUCAAUUGGCAAGAUCAUUCAGCUGAUCGAAGGAAUCAACCCAAGACCUCUACUCUGCAAUGGUGCAACAGAUAAUGUGUCAAGGAGGGAAGGAAGUUCCUCACACUCAGUGUCUGCAGACUAUUUUGUUCAUGUUUUUCAGUGGAGGAGUUCUGAACUAAGCUCUGUUCUGCAGCGGUUUAUUCUUACUUGUAACUCUUUGUUGAAUGGAAAAGCUGGUCUUGAAAGUUUUGCUGAAGAAUUGUUGUUUACUUUAGACUGGAUUGUGAACAACUGUGUUACACCUAAAGAUGCUUCAGGAACAAGAGAUAAGAUCAAAAAGCAUUUCAGUAGGAGUGAAUCGCAAAGUGACAAUGAAGUUGGAGUUGCUGUGGAUUUUCCACUGAUGGAUUCAAAUGCCAUUUGUAUUUUCAACGAGAAACCACCAAGUUUGCCAUCGGUUGCUUCUUUACAUGAGCAAUACAAUUCAAUUCAAAUGAAUUCUGGACAGUGUAAUCUGCAAGAAGAGAUCAGAAAAUUAAGAGAUGAGCUGAAGAAUAUGGAAUCUGGGAAAAAAGAAAUGGAGACCAAGCUUCAUUCUGCUGCUGAAAAGAAUGAAACUUUAAUGAUGCAACUUCAGAAAUCAGAACAAAGCAUUGAAAGUCUACAAAUGGAGCUGGAAGCUACGCGAGAAUCCAAAGGAAUGAUUGAAGAGCAGAUGGAAAAUCAGAAGACAAUCAAUGAAGAUUUUGAUACUCAACUUACAGUUGCCAAAGCAAAAUUGAAUGAGGUCUUACAGAAGUUCACAUCUUUGGAAGUUGAACUGGAAGAAAAAAGCAACUGUUGUGAAGAACUAGAAGCUACUUGCCUAGAGCUUCAACUCCAGCUAGAAAGUGUUGCAAAGAAGGAAUCUCUGAACUACAGCAUAAAUGAAGAUGAAGCGCAAAACCAAAAUGGAUCGGAGAUCACUGCAGCUUCUUUAAAGUUGGCUGAAUGCCAAGAGACCAUCCUUAACCUUGGAAAACAACUAAAGGCACUGGCUACACCAAGGGAAGCAGCUUUGUUUGACAAAGUAUUCAAUACCAAUGGUUCCACCACAACUGCCACCAUUAAUAAGAACUUGAAUAGGCGAUUCUCAUUGCGUGAUCAAAUGCUGGCUGAAGAUAAAACUAAGGCAAUUAUUCUCAGAUCUCCCACCACAGAAGCGAAAAACCAUUCUAAUAAUGGUAAUGCUUUGAGUACUCAUAGUUUCUUGGUACCUACUUCAGAAGCAAAAUUUGAUUCAAAGCAAAAGUCUGGUAAUAUUGCUGUCGGAGCUCUUGCUAUUGUACCUGGUAAAAAACAAGGAGGGGUUGGUUUUUUUCGGAGGCUACUAAUGAGAAGGAAGAAAGAAAGCAUCAAGAAGUCCCAUUCCUUAGGAAAGGUGGAGAAGUUGUAGAAGCCAAGCUGAAACAGAGCUCUUGCUGCCACGCCUAGAGGAGAAAUGGAAGCCAAACUUGCUCAUGUUCUGCUGCCACACCUUAAUGAUUUGGGAGAUGAUAGUUUGAGGAACCAUGUUGCUUUAUCUCAUCAUCUUUCUCUUUUUUUUUUUUUUUUUUUUUUGAGAAAGAGAGAGGGAUGUAAUGUGUUUUAAGUACUGCUAAUUUGUGUGUAUACAACUGGGUUUGAGGGCAUUAGAGAGCUCACAGUAACACCCACAAUUAAGAAUGGAAUCAGACGUGCAUGUUGCUAGAGUUGUUAAUGGUGUAUACUAUUUCUGGUUUCAUUUUGAUUUCA
This is a messenger RNA of Hevea brasiliensis (rubber tree), 3938 nucleotides long. RefSeq names its product filament-like plant protein 7. The transcript is spliced from 7 exons. Bases 379 to 3600 code for a protein of 1073 amino acids. Lineage: Eukaryota; Viridiplantae; Streptophyta; Magnoliopsida; Malpighiales; Euphorbiaceae. The record is from RefSeq and is a predicted model, not a curated record.